AUGACCCAAAGAAGCCAACCUGCUCCGCAUUGGGAGAUAAUCGGAAAGAAAGGCACGACAUGGCAAAUUCGACAUAUCAACCCCUACAGCGAUGGCGAGCAACGUCACUGGCCAGGCAAACCCUAUCGACCAGGUUCCGAAGAGAAAUAUUUGAUCCAACUGGCGAAAGCGUGGGUCAAAAAAGAUGGCCUCGAUCAACCAGGCGUCGAAUAUUACCUUGACAAGCUACCAGAUAGCUACGCUUUGUUCGAGUUACCCCAGCCAAGUGGAACUCAGGUUUACAAGAGACUCUUUGGACAUCCAUCUGGCCGAUAUUACGACUCAAUCGUGCGGUUUGAGGUCCACUUCCUAUGGUUAAUGUCCGGAAUGAAAGGCACCUGCGAAUGUGUGCACUGUGGAAAUGCCAAACCCAGACCAGUCGUACCACGAAACCGAUAUACCUUCGACAAGCCAGUGUUACCUAAAGAGCGAGCUAAAUUACUAGGGUUUGACGAUGCCGCUUCGACGAGGUCUAGCUCUGCAGAUACCCGCCUCGCCGGCGGUACUUCAAGCAGACCACAAAGACAGGUCAAAGCCGUAGGGGCGCCUUACGCUCAGGACGACGAAGGAGUAGAAGAUGUCUACAAAGAAUUGCUCAAGCGACUUGAAGCCGCGCAAGGAAGCAGGAAAGGUAUCGAGGACGACAUCGGGGAAAUUAACUCUAUUGAUUGGAGAGCGGAACAUUCAUGGGAUGGCUUUGGCUCGGAUUUGAUUCAGCGGACUCUGACCACCAUCGAACACCAGCAUUCAUUUGUCCCGCGGGUCGGCGAACUUGUCUUGUGGUGUCCCAUCUUCUUGGACGGACACUAUCUUAUGCUGGACGAGGAGGUGGGCGAAUACAAGUUCUAUUCACCUGAACAGGAAUGCUUUCACGGAUUCCCUGCGUGGAAAGGUGGUGUCGUCGCAGCCGUCCCAUCUGGCAGUGAUGGACCGCUCGAUUUUCCGGAUCUCCAAACUCUCCCUGAUAAGCGAAAUUCUCUGAAUCUCUCUGGCUUUCGCGUGGAGACUUUCCCGGACCCAAAUGAUGAAGUCGACAAGAAGGCGUCGAAGCAGUACCGAUAUGUGCCUUUACGGAAUAUUCGGCCGCUAUCUCACUGGCAAACGCUUCUUCGUGGUAUUCCACAGAAGAGGUGGCAUCCCUCCAUCCGGCAUGCCUUGACCUGCAUGACGAGCAUGUCGCUUCUCGAGAAGUGGUGGUUUAACGGUGACUGGCCCAAUGCCAGUGUCCUGUGCAAAGGUAUAUACAUCGGAGCCGAGUUGAUCACUAUUGGCGACGCGGUUCGCAUCGCACCAGAGGCUACUUCUACGAAGACGAGGAGUUGUACUGAUGUCCUUGUCGUUGAUUCGAUUCGACUGAAUCUUAUCGAUAUCAAGCCCGAACAUAUCUCUCCUGACUCACCGCUACUAUCGUCAGCAUCAUCUAUCACCCUUGUGGGAAGAGCCUACACGCUUGAUAUCCGCCGUCACUACACAAUCCAAGGAAAAAUCCCCGAUGUUGAUACUGUCAUUCCGGCUCCCAUACCUAAAGAAGAAGUAAAGACUAUCUUCAGACCCGUGGGCUCUAAUGACUACGGUCCAUGGUAUCACCUACACGACCCUUCUAAACGCUUUGAGAUUUCAUAUGAUGAAGUCCUGGGUAGGAUGUAUGAAGCUGCUGCUGUCCAACUUUGGACCGGGUUGCUGCAACGUCCGGCCGUCCCAACAAAUCCCGCCAUCCGACCAAGCCUAGACUAUGACAGGCGGGCGAUCGAGGAAGGUCGUAGAUACGCGACGCAAGUGGACCUAAGAUUAGACCAAGCAGAGCAGGGCCAAGUGCUAUGGUUUUGGGCCGAUAACAGAGCCGAGGCACUCGACAUUGAAACAAUGAACGGAUUGGAAGUCAGCAGAUAUCACGACAUCAGAGACAGAGAGACUCUGGAGGCUUGGAGGACACAGCUGAGGAUUCUGAACGGCUAUCCAGCUCCCACAGAUUGGUUCAAGUUUAGUUCCAACUUCCCGGUGCUGGGCUCGACGAGAGGAAGAAAGCCGGGCUCCAAAGUCGUCGAUGGGAAAGUCAUCCAACCCGGCACUCCCGGACACGGUGAUGCGGAGGCGGACCGUGUCGAACUCCCAUCAACACCAAGACACAAAACCAGUCAAUUGGCCGGUGCUGCACUAGUCGUGAUGGAGGAUGAGGAGGAUGUCUUUGAAGAUGCCGAGGAAGUUCUGUCGACCGUGGAGUAUCAGCCAGGAGAGACGACGAGGCAAGACUGGAGCCCGAUCCGAGAACGAGAACGAGAACGAGAACAAAGCAGCCACGAACCAAGCAGCAGAUCAUGUCGAAUGCUGAUGCAGACCUCUCAGACGACGAUCACUGGUAUACUGAGCCGGUCCCAAUCCGGGGCGGUACAGAGGAAUCGGAAGGUGGAGACUACGAUCCUCGCCGCGAAGACGAGUAGAAGGGCCAACGGCUUAUGA
Capronia epimyces CBS 606.96 is the source of this 2496-nucleotide messenger RNA. RefSeq lists its product as uncharacterized. Gene Ontology annotation, cellular component: SHREC complex; rDNA heterochromatin. The coding region runs from base 1 to 2496 and encodes 831 amino acids. The record is from RefSeq and is a predicted model, not a curated record. Gene Ontology annotation, biological process: silent mating-type cassette heterochromatin formation. The transcript has 2 exons. NCBI's taxonomy places the organism in Eukaryota, Fungi, Ascomycota, Eurotiomycetes, Chaetothyriales, Herpotrichiellaceae.